Messenger RNA from Cercospora beticola, 587 nucleotides. It is a transcript of the gene BUD20, whose product is annotated as Bud20p. NCBI's taxonomy places the organism in Eukaryota, Fungi, Ascomycota, Dothideomycetes, Mycosphaerellales, Mycosphaerellaceae. Gene Ontology annotation, molecular function: zinc ion binding; nucleic acid binding. The record is from RefSeq and is a predicted model, not a curated record.
AAGUUUCCAGACACAAUCAGAACACCUCUCGCAGCACCGACACAGGCGCUCGACCACUACAGACUCAAUUCGAGACCGACACCGGCGCGGCGCAGCUCUGAAAAUCGCACGCCAUGCCUGCAAUCAGAGGCGCAAACAGCAAGAGGAAGGCGAGGCGGUAUGCCGCGAUCCGUGACAUCGAUCAGAUCUACGCCGACAAGCAGGACCAAAAGCACCUUCAGCAGUUCAAGGACACCAAAGCGUUGGAGGAUCUGCCCGGGUUCGGCGAGUGGUAUUGCACGGAAUGCGCAAAGUGGUUCGAGUCAGAGACCAACUACCAGCGCCAUAGCAAAGGCAAACCACACAAGAGACGCGUCAAGCAACUGAAGGAGGAACCACACACACAGAAGGCGGCAGAAGCGGCAAUUGGGUUGCGGACAGACACCGACAAGAAGAUCGUGGAAGAGGACAUGGAGGACGUUACGGAUGAAGACAUUCGAUGAAGAUUCAGUCUCAUCAGCCCCCACAGAGACUGAAAGCACUUUCGGUUCCCUACGCGUCGGAUUCAGCACAAUGUGCUCUUUGGAUGCGACCUGUCAACGUAUUCC